GGCGCGAGGCGGGAAACGGCGGCGCGCGAGCCGGGGUGUCCCGAGCCGGAGCGGCCCUGGGAUCGAACCUGGGAGCGAACCUGGGAUCGGCCCUGGGAGCGAGAGCAGCGCCCCGGACCCGAUCCCUUCCGUGCAGCCACGCCGGGCGCGGGCGCUUCUGCGCGUCCUGAGUGCGGUGUAGCCUCUGGAGAAGCUGCUGUGUGUUGCUACAGCUUUCCGAUGGGGGUAGAAACAGGUGUCAAAAGAUACGAAACGAGGAAUAAGACAGCCGGGACAGGACUGGCGUCACCCAGGUCCCGAGUGGAUUGGAGACGCACUAGAAGGGCGCUGAUACUGCUUGACAGCAGUGACGAAUCCUCAGCCGCCUCUGAGGAGGAGGAGGAGGAGUCGUCUGCCACAUCCGAAAGUGAAAUAAAUGAAAAAGACCCGACGGCUGUGGAGAGCAGUGCCGCAGAUCAGGAGGAGAAAGACCGCCGUGGGGAAGUAGCAGAGGAUGGUGACGAUGAGCGCGUUGUGCCUGGCAGGCGUAAGAGGUUGAGCACCUCUGUCAUGUACGACAGCGAUGAAAGCGAGGGCAGCGACAUACUUGUUAGAAAGGUUUCUGCCAAACGCCGCUGUAUAAUGGAUGACGAUGAGAGUUCUGAAGAACAGCAGCCUGAUAAAACGUGCCCUGCAGAGAAUGUGUCUACUAGUAGGAAACAGAAAGUGCUUGCAAAAUUGAAAGAACUUGUAAGACAAAGUGCAGUUCGGAGAUCCUGCAGCAGUGCAAAUUGUGAGGAUUCUAAUAGUGAAGCAGCAAUAGAGGAGGAACCAUUCUGUCAGUUGCCCCUCACACCAUCAGAAGGCAGUGAAAGUGAUGGUGACAGCCUGAAAGAUUUUGUAGUAGAGGCAGAGGAAGACGAUGAUGGUGAUGACAUUGAAAACACAGAGCAUGUGAAGAAUGAGAAUCAGCCACAUCAAAAGCAACGAAAUCCAUCAAACAGCGAGCUGCUGGCACACUACAUCCCACAGUUAUCUCGCUGUGAUCAUUAUGAACACUUCAAAAGAAUAGUAAAGGCUUUCCUCAUAAAUGCAAUUGAUGACACUUUUCUGAGCUCAUUAUAUGAUGGAACGAGACGAAAGAAAUAUGCACAAGAUAUGCUGCUCUCACUUCAUUAUUUGGAUGACCGCUUCAUUCAGCCUCGUCUUGAGAACUUAAUCUGCAGAAGUCGCUGGAAGGAUCGAUACAAGGAGCGUGUGGAUUGUUACCCAGAUGUUCGCAUAAGCUUGCAAAAUGCAGAAAAUAUGUCUUGUCAGGCCUGUGAACUGAAGCGGUGGUGUAAGUUCAAUGUGUUGCUCUCUGGAAGGCUUUAUGAUAGUAAAACUUUGGAUGUGGAUGACUUCAUGUCAGGUGAUAAACAGGUUUUGAAGGUUGGCACGGUGUGUGCAAAUCGUACAAGAGUUUAUCACAACUUGAAACACUUCAAGUACAAGUUAUAUGUGGCUUGCAGCUCCAUUGUUGAAUUGGAUGGUGUUGAGGAUGAAGCAGUCAAAGACACUGUAGAGCGGCUUUUCAGCCACUUGGAAGAGACUGGGUGGAUUCAGAAGAGAUACAAUGAUCUUGAAGAUUACCUGGAAGAUGCAGACAAUUUUCAAGAAGAGAAAAUUGAUUAAGAGAUCAUAUAGCUCUUUGAAAGACAUUUGAAAAAUGUGAAUGACCUACUUUAUCUACAUGCACUUUAUCUCUGCCUGGACUUCAAGAUUUCUAUGUAGGCUGUUACACAUAAAUUCAUAUGCCUUUAAAUUACUGUUUGAUAAUGUGCUAUAUCUUCUUUUUCUCAUCUGUGUCAAUACAAAUCCAAAGUUUUACCAAAUCAGUCCUUCCAGUCUUACUGCAUUAAUCACUUUAAGUUUCCUACUAUUAGAAAUAUCAGUUCAAUAUUAUUUACUUGUGAAAUAAAACUUCCACCUAUUCAGAUUGAGCUGCAUUGUAGAGAACACAGGAGAUGCUGAGAUCUUUUGCAGUGAGUAUAUUUGGAAAGGUAAGGCUUUCUUAUACCAGAACUUAGGACUUGCAUCUUACCUUCCUUAUUGCUCAUUAUGUGCAAGUAAGCCCAGUCAGUUAGAAUGAUAGUUACAACAAACAGGACCCAAAUGCAAAGAUCUAUUUCUCCUCUGAGGAAUCAGUACAGACAGUUGCAAGGCAACAGAGGAAAUAUUCUGCAGUCCUGACUGCAUUUGCAGCACAGUAGUCAUUCCUCUCUUGAGAAAGUAGGUGAUGAGUCACAGUAUGGGCGUCAUACAGACUGAGUCUGGUUUAGCCAUCUAAAUGAACACAUGGGCCCACAUUGCUGUCUCUGAUAAGUAGCUGGGGCAAUUUACUGAGAUUUUAAACAUCAGGUUACAUUGUGCAAACAUAAUGGCAGCAACUUGGAGUAACUGCAGUCCUAAGAGAAUGGAUUAAUAUGCCCAAGCAAGAUAAGCAAGAAUUCUUCCAGUGUAACUUAACAGAAAGUAGGAAGGACUUAGUCAGAAACAGGAUGCAUGGCUUACCAGAAUUGCAUGAAACCCAAAUCAGAGUAGAUUUUCAAGGCUUUUGGAAGGAUUAAGUAUGGUACUGCCCAUUCUGAAAAAUUGGACAAGAACUGUAAAUGUGUACUCACAGCCCAGAAAGCCAACUUUGUCCUGGGCUGCAUCCAAAACAGCAUGGUCAGCAAGCUGAGAGAGGUGAUUCUGCCUUCCUGCUCUUAUGAAACUCUACCUGGAAUGCUGCAUCCAGCUCUGGGGUCGUGGCAUAGGAAAGACAGGGCAUUCUGGAGCAAGUCCAGAGGGUCACUAAAUUGAUGAGAGGACUGGCUGUAGCUAGCCUGAGGAGAGAGUUGGGGUUGUUCAGUCUGGAGAAUGGAAGGCUCUGGGGGACCAUAUUGCAACCUUUAAGUAUUUAAAAGUUGAGGAGGGGUGGCUACAAGGAAGAUGGAGAAAGACUUUUUACUAAGGCCUGUAGUGACAGGACAACAACUUUUAAACUCAAAGAAGGUAUAG
Molecule: messenger RNA, 3021 nt
Organism: Passer montanus (Eurasian tree sparrow)
Lineage: Eukaryota; Metazoa; Chordata; Aves; Passeriformes; Passeridae
Gene: CCDC82
Product: coiled-coil domain containing 82
Exons: 8
Coding region: 220-1653 (477 amino acids)
Cellular component (GO): nucleus
Source: RefSeq, a predicted model, not a curated record